Molecule: messenger RNA, 893 nt
Organism: Vidua macroura (Pin-tailed whydah)
Lineage: Eukaryota; Metazoa; Chordata; Aves; Passeriformes; Viduidae
Gene: CCDC22
Product: coiled-coil domain containing 22
Exons: 6
Coding region: 111-893 (260 amino acids)
Biological process (GO): positive regulation of ubiquitin-dependent protein catabolic process
Molecular function (GO): cullin family protein binding
Source: RefSeq, a predicted model, not a curated record
CCCUCACGUGACCGGCGGUCGCGCGCUGUGUGCGGGAGCCCCCGGUCUCCCCAAAUCCCCCUCCCGCCCCCCCCGCAGGAUUUGGGGACCCCCGCCCGACCCCCCCAGCCAUGGAGGAGGUGGACAAGAUCCUGAUCCACUCCCUGCGCCAGGCGGGGACGGCGGUGCCCCCCGAGGUGCAGAGCGUGCGGGACCUGACCCCCGAGCUGGUGGUGGAGGCGGCCGUGCGGUGCCUCCGCGCCGUGCGCCCCGCGCUGGGCGCCCCCCUGAGCCCCCUGCUGCCCCCCGGCAUCUCCGCCCGCUUCCGCCUCGCCUCCGACCUGGCCGCGGCCUGCCAGGAGCUGGGAUUUGGGGGUGACGUGGGCUACCAGACGUUCCUGUACAGCUCCGAGCACGACACGCGGCGCCUGCUCCUCUUCCUCGUGGAGAAGCUGCCGCGGACGAGGGCGAGCGCGGGGGCCGAGCCCCCCGGGAAAUCGGGGGCGCUGCUCCGAGCCAUCGGUGCCCGGAUCCGGGAGCAGCUGGGGACGCCCUGGGUGCCCCCCGUGUGCCGCACGCCGCGACUGCAGCGGCUGCAGGGCACAAGCCACCUCCAGCCCUUCGCUACCUGUCCCCUGGUCCUGCCCCAAAGUGGGGGAUCCCCAGAGCUGCAGGAGUAUUUUGGGGGGGCCGCCCCCCCGGUGCCAGCACAGCCCCCCCUUUCCUCGCAGACCCCCCCAGCCCUGCUGGAGACCCACACGGCCCAGCUCAGCGCCCGCCACGACUGGGAGGCCGAGUGGGGGGGCCCCGGCCUGGCCUCCCGCCUGCCCCCCCAGGUGAGACCCCCGGGCAGCCCUGGGGGUCCCCAAGGUUUUGGGGGGGGGGGCCCCUUUCUCUCACUCCCAGGAGAUUGA